CCUGCAGCCGCAGGGCAGGCCUGGGAUGCCCAUGUGAGCUCAGCCGCAUGUGUGCCUGUCUUGGUUCCCGAUAGAUCGACAUACACGCUCCUCUCGUCUCUGGCAUAUAUACUCUGCCUAGCUGUGGAUCGAUAUGUUCGACAACAACUCAACCAUGUCGUCUUCAUCGUCUGACUCUAAUGACGAAUGUGCUCGUGCGGGUUCAACAAGCUCGACAUCCAGCUAUGACUCGAUGUCCAGCUAUGACUCCACGCCACCUCAACCGGGUCGUCCAUCUUCUCAGGCAUACGAGGCCCUCCUAAUGCCCACACCUCCUUAUGAUCACGAUGCAGAGUCACAAAGAUCAAAACUCUCCAGCCAGCGUCGCGCAUGGAAACGGGACGUCUUUGAAAACGCCCUGGUCGAUUGGAAGUCAAUUCCAGCAAUCGAAAUGUCCGAACACGACCGUGAUCAUCUCUUACGCCGACCUCAUAUGCGCUGCGACUCUUCUCGUCGUCACCACGCAGAGGUCAUAGCAGCGGCACGCCUCAGGCCGCUCAUGACAUCUACCGACACCUCACCUCUUGCAGACAGGACAGCAUCGCUGUCCCUACAUCGAUCUAAGUCAUUGGAACCCGGCAAGGUUACCAUCAUCCAAGACCAGGGUCUCACCACCAUCAUCAUCGAUGAUGAAAACAUGAUUGACAUGAUUGGGUGACAGCACCAUCAUCUCAAACUACGAAUUGUAUGAAUUAUUAUUACCAACAUUGGGCGGUACCAGCGAAUUUUUCACAUGUGCAUAUUGGGCAGUGACGGGGCUCACGAAAAGCGACAGCGAUAGCUGGUGAGGAUCAUUGGGCGGGAGGAAGUUUGUUUGGGCGAUCUGCAUGCAUGUUUAGCGAAGGGCAGCACGAGAUGUGACAUCGCUCACCGAAAAAAGCGAGCGCAGGGGUCGUGGGAUUUUUCUUAAGCGUGGAUCCCGGCCACUGCCACAGACAUCAUUUUUAAUUACCUUACGAAGAUCAAAAAAUUAUAAUAUUUGGAACGAAAGCUACCCUGUCCUCGUUGCAUCAUCACCGCGGCCGAUUUACAUGUGCUCUUCCGCUAAUACUAUGAUGUAGACGAAGCCUCGGUCGUCUGUAG
Dissoconium aciculare CBS 342.82 is the source of this 1122-nucleotide messenger RNA. RefSeq lists its product as uncharacterized. The coding region runs from base 134 to 697 and encodes 187 amino acids. Lineage: Eukaryota; Fungi; Ascomycota; Dothideomycetes; Mycosphaerellales; Dissoconiaceae. The transcript has a single exon. The record is from RefSeq and is a predicted model, not a curated record.